AUGAGCUCACGGUUUUUGCGGUUCUUUGUGCUCGCUGCCCUGCUACUGCUGAUACCGUCGUUUGUGUAUUUGUCACACAGACGAGCGGAUGCAGUGCGGGAUCCACACACGGGUGAAUGGAUUCUCAGCGGGAUCAUGCAAUCUGUUCAAGGAUACAACCCCUCGCUCAUGUCAACAGCGACCACUACGCCGUUCUUCGAUAUGGGUGAAUGGGGCAAACUCAUUACUACCAAGGAGGCAUUGAGCAGCUUGCAGAUGGCCGAGAAUGCUGUCAUCGCCACUACUACGACUACUACCCAAGCGUCACUUCCUACAUCGGAAGUAGCUGUGGACGGCGCGUACGCCCCGAAAAUGACGAAUGCUACAGCAAAAGCUGAGCUAGGCCGAGCGACAUGGCGUUUCUUGCAUACCAUGAUGGCUCGCUUCCCAGAACAUCCAACAAAGCAGCAAAGCGAAGAUCUUCGCGAAUUCAUUCGUCUGUUUUCACUUCUAUACCCCUGUGGUGACUGUGCGUCUCACUUUCAAGCCUUGCUCAAAGAUUGGCCUCCGCAAGUCGCCUCGCGGAAGAAUGCAGAAUUAUGGCUAUGCGCAGCGCACAAUAUUGUCAACAAGCGCCUAGGCAAGCCAGAAUUCGACUGCACGAAACUCAACGAGACGUAUGACUGCGGAUGUGGCCCAGAAGAUUCUGACACCGCCUCAGUCCCGAGCAUCAACCCCGUGGAGGCGACGGGUAUGGCGCAUAUUAUGCCAAUCUAG
Malassezia pachydermatis is the source of this 756-nucleotide messenger RNA. RefSeq names its product fad-linked sulfhydryl oxidase alr. Gene Ontology annotation, cellular component: mitochondrion. Gene Ontology annotation, molecular function: flavin adenine dinucleotide binding; flavin-dependent sulfhydryl oxidase activity. Bases 1 to 756 code for a protein of 251 amino acids. The transcript is spliced from 2 exons. The record is from RefSeq and is a predicted model, not a curated record. Lineage: Eukaryota; Fungi; Basidiomycota; Malasseziomycetes; Malasseziales; Malasseziaceae.